This is a messenger RNA of Cantharellus anzutake, 384 nucleotides long. RefSeq lists its product as uncharacterized. The coding region runs from base 1 to 384 and encodes 127 amino acids. The transcript is spliced from 2 exons. The record is from RefSeq and is a predicted model, not a curated record. Lineage: Eukaryota; Fungi; Basidiomycota; Agaricomycetes; Cantharellales; Hydnaceae.
AUGCCGAGCACUAUUAUCAUUGAUGGUAUGAAUCACAGCGCGGCAUCACAGCCUGCAGCACAAUCCGCUGCCACCAUCCUGCCAGCUUCUCCUAAAUCUGCCAUUCAGCAGAGGACUUUCAGAGCUAGAUCAAACGUUUCUUCCCCCAUUGCCUCCACUCCAGUUUUGCAUCAAGCUGAAAUCUCGUCAAGGAGGGCAAUGCUUUCUCGGAUCAUUGAAUUGGAAGAUCAGGUUCGUUCCCUGGAAACCCAGAAGCAUGACCUCAAAGAGGAACUUGAUGCCCUCGAAAUAGAGAAUCAAUCUCUGUUCCUUAAGAACGAGGAUUUGCAGAAGAAGGCGAAUGACAUUGUCGCUGCAUUAUGUACUAUUGUUGACAACCACUGA